Scylla paramamosain (green mud crab) is the source of this 6407-nucleotide messenger RNA. RefSeq lists its product as uncharacterized. NCBI's taxonomy places the organism in Eukaryota, Metazoa, Arthropoda, Malacostraca, Decapoda, Portunidae. The transcript is spliced from 3 exons. The record is from RefSeq and is a predicted model, not a curated record. The coding region runs from base 1414 to 2871 and encodes 485 amino acids.
UCUUCACUUCCUGUCGCUCGCUGAAGAGCUUAUAUCGUGCACAGUACACACACUCACAUACACACACGACAGUUAUGGAGGGAGUCUUGCCGUGUCCGUUGCUGCUCCUGCUGCUGCUGCAUCUAAGUCCUGAAGGCGCAUCAACCCCCACCCUGGCCCAGGACUGCAAUACUGCCGACAUAAUAGUGGAAGAAGGAAAACGAGACGCCAUCAACACCACAAACAUCACCUGGAAUGAUGGAGAAUAUGUCGGUGAACUUACUGUGUUUAUGAAGCCUGAGAGUGGCUUUGAGGGCGUGAGUCUUGAUGUGCGGACAAGUGACGUCACUCACCACACUGCCUGGUUCCCUGCCGAGAGAUGUUUCCCGCGCGAUGGCAAGUGGCUGACAUUCACGACGAUAAUUUCGACAACACGGACGGGUCUUUUGUUUCGCUUCUGGUCUACUGCAUGCCAGAAGGAGUGCGAGAUCAACGCUGUCCAGAAAAUACCUGUGAACCUCAGCAUAGUGCCUCACGGCCCUUCCAGGUGGUUGACCCAGCAGCAGCCACCUGAAAACUGUGGGCACCAGCUCUUAGGUAAUUCAGAUUUCAACAAAACGGGCAGUUGCAUACACUCUCCAUCCACCACCACCACCAACAAUACCACCACCUCCACCCGUGGAACGCCCUCUGCUCCUAAGAUGACACUUUACGUUUACAUAGUGGGGUCAGCAGCAGCAGCAGCAGCAGCAGCGGUGGUGGUGGUGGUGUUCUUUUGGAAGCAGAAAGCUGCCACAUCACCGCACCACGCCCAGCCGGACUCUCCCCGCCCCCACCAAGAUGAGCACGUCAUAGAAAACAACAUCUACGAACCAUUUGAUGAUCCCACUAACGACGCGCCGCAAACCUUCCAGAACGAACUGUACGAGUCCUUCAGCGGCCACGCCGGACGCCGGCACGACUCGUAAACGAAUGUAGGAUAUUUUGGCCACGGACAUUUUGGCUACGGACACUUUGGUCAUUGGCCACCAAACUAGGACGGUUUGGCCACGGCAGCAAACCUUAGGAGGAUGUUUUGGCCACGAAAAAUUCACAGUACUGUUCUUUAUUUUUCACAUAUUUUUUUUUCACUUAUAAUUCGUGAUUGUGAAAAUGUCUGACCAGUUUACUUCUUACUUGAUUAAUUACUUACUUAACUUGAUUAAUCUUACCAGAUUACCUUACUUAAUUAAUCAUUACCAGAGAGAGAGAGAGAGAGAGAGAGAGAGAGAGAGAGAGAGAGAGAGAGAGAGAGAGAGAGAGAGAGGAAUUAGAUCUUUUACUGCCAUACGAGUUUGUUUUGAACUGUGAAGCAGUUGGUGGUUUGUGAGGUUUCUGACCGAGGUGAGGAACAGCCUGAUUGGAGGUACUUUGCACAGUACUUACUACUCCACCAUGUCAGCUGAGCUUGAGGUCACCACAUCAAAUCGAGGUGAACAGAAAAUCUGCCUGGAUGGCUUUAUGUACACUAAGAAGCAUGUUGCAAAAUCAGUGGAUGAGAUAGUUUUUCGGUGUGUCAAGCGGGCUAGUCUGAAGUGCCCUGGUAUACUAAAGACAACCAAAAGUCUUGGUAACCCUGAAGUUGUGACCUCGCAUAACCAUCUUUCUGACACAGUUGGAUGCCAAGUGGAGCAAGCUCGACAGGGUAUGAAGAGGAAGGCUUCGAACACCAAUGAUCAGCCUAAUCAGAUUCUCGCCUUCACAGUCGCGGCACUGCCCGCGGAGGUCAAAGCACGCAUGCCUAGGUCUGAUUCUAGUAAGCGUGUCCUUCGUCGCAUCCGGGCUGCACACCGUCCCAAGGAUCCACAGUCUCUUCAAGAGUUGGAAAUCCCUGAUGACUGGACAUCCCACCUCCACUAUGACAAUGGACCAGAGGCAGAUGAGCGUAUUAUCAGCUUUACCACCCCCAAUCAUCUGGAACUGUUAGCACGCUGUGAUGAGUGGUGUAUGGAUGGCACAUUUUCGGUAGCUCCGAGACUCUUCACCCAGCUAUAUGUCAUCCAAGGUCGAGUCAACAGUGUUUAUCUACCUCUUGUGUACGUCUUGCUGCAACGCAAGACACAAAGUAGCUACGAACAAGUCUUCAGGGUCCUGGCGGAGAGUGGCUGUGAUCCCAUUUCAGUCAUCAUCGACUUUGAGAGGCCUGUGGAGCUGGCCCUUCAUGUGGUAUUCGGGGAGGAGGUCCAGGUGCGGUUCUGUUUCUAUCAUCUAACCCAGUCCAUCUGGAGGCAGAUCCAGCACCUGGGUCUCAAAAACCUAUACGAAUCCGAUGAGGAGUUCCGCCUCUUCUGUGGUCAGGUGGAUGCACUGGCCUUCCUGCCCCCAAAAGAUGUCAAGGAUGGCAUGUCAUACCUUCGAUCUACCAUGCCUGAGGAGGCUGCUCCACUCUUGGAAUACUUUGACUCCACCUAUAUUUCAGGCCAACUGCGUCAUUGUCGUAACAUCACUUCCAAGUCAGGACACCUACAGCCAAUCUCGAUUCAUCUACGUCGCACGCCACCUAUGUUCCCGCCUGAGAAGUGGAAUAUGCACCACGCAACUCUAAACAACCAGCCAAGGACAAAUAACAUUUGCGAGGGGUGGAACAACAAGUUUUUCCGCCUGGUGGGACAUGCCAACCCCACGGUGUGGAAGCUGAUAGAGUGUCUGCAAGCUGACGCUGCCACUGUGGAUGAAAUUCUGCUGCAGCAAGAACGCGGCAUUCGCUCUGCUAAGAGGUUUAAGAAGAUAUACAAGGAAUUACACAUCCGCAUCCAAAACCUGGUCAUCGAUUUGAAUGAAGGGAAGAAGACCAUCCCACAAUUCCUCCGAGGCAUCAGCUAUAAUCUUAGAGGUGGAGAUAUGAAUGCGUAGCAUGUGAACCUAUACUUUUUAAUGACAAUUUUAAUUUAAAAAAUGCUCUAUUGCAAUUUUUCAAAAAUGCUCAAUUACAUUUUAAAUACCAAUAUUUUUGUUGAGUUUAUCACAUCAAAUAUCCUAUCUUCCUUGGGUGGCGAUUUAUUUUUAAUUUAAUGGCCAAAAUGUCCGUGGCCAAAAUAUCCUACUUUCCGUGGCCAAAAAGUGGCAAGUUGCGAUUUGAUGGCCAAAACGUCCGUAGCCAAAACAUCCGUGGCCAAAACAUCCGGCUACCCUCGUAAACGGCCCCAAGACAGCGCCCACCACACACACUCCCGCUGCCUGACGGGGCACGCACGCACGCACGGCGUAGAGAGAGAGAGAGAGAGAGAGAGAGAGAGAGAGAGAGAGAGAGAGAGAGAGAGAGAGAGAGAGAGAGAGAGAGAGAGAGGUUUAAACAUGCUGCAUUAUUUCCUUUUAGUCUAUAGUCAGUUUCAAAGUGAGCAAAGAACACACAGCGAAACCUUACAAAUAUAUGCCAAGGAUUGCCGAUUAUGGCCUAGCACGUGAUUACACACACACACACACACACACACACACACACACACACACACACACACACACACACACACACUGAAUUAGUACAAGAUCAAGACUAACAAUAGAGUACCUUCUCAUCUAACUCAGUGUGCCCUAAAGAUGAGGAGAAAAAGUUUCCUUCUCGACCGGAAACUAUUACAUUCUCACCAGGCCGCGUAAGGGCCUGUGUGAACAUAAGAACAUAAGAGCAUAAGAAAUAAGGGAAGCUGCGAGAAGCGACCAGGCUUACACGUAGCAGUCCCUGUAUGAAAUAUAGCUACCUAUUUCCAUCUAUUAUCCCCAUCCAUAAACCUGUCUGAUCUUCUCUUAAAGCUCUCUAAUGUCCUAGCACUAACAACAUGAUUACUGAGUCCGUUUCACUCAUCUACCAAUCUAUCUGAGAACCAGUUUCUUCCUGUCUGCUUCCUAAACCUAAUUUUUUCAAGCUUGAACCCGUUAUUUCUUAUUCUACUCUGGUUGCUUACAUCCCCCUUGUUAUAACCUUAAUACCACUUAAAGACUUUUAUCAGGUCCCCUCUUAACUUACGUCUCUCUAAGUCUAAAGAAUGUAAAUUUAACAGCUUCAAUCUCGCCUUGUAAGGAAUACUCCUCAUCCCCUGUAUCCUUUUAGUCAUUCUCCUCUGUACUGAUUCUAAUAGACCUAUAUCUUUCCUGUAAUGUGGGGACCAGAACUGCACAGAGUAGUCUAGAUGAGGUCUGACCAGCGUCAAGUAUAACUUUAAUAUUAUUUACGGCCUUCUACUUUUAACACUCCAAAAAAUUAAUCCUAGUACCCUAUUUACCCUGUUUCUGGCCUCUAUGCAUUGUUUUCCUAGACGAAGUUCAGAGCUCACUGUAACUCCUAAAUCUUUCUCGUACCCUGUACCUACCAGAGUUUCGUUGUUUAAUGUGUACCUACUGUGUGGGUUUCCUCUACCUACGCUAAGCAUUUUGAAUUUAUUGAUAUUAAAUUGCCUUUGCCAUCUAUCCGUCCAUUCAUUCAUUCUAUCUAAGUCUGCCUGCAAGGCGAUGGCAUCCGAUUCUGACCUAAUUAAUUUACCUAUCUUUGUGUCAUCCGCAAAUUUACUAACAUCACUACUAAUUCCACUAUUCAAGUCAUUGAUAUAUAUUAGAAAUAACAAUGGCCCUAAUACUGAUCGCUGUGGCACCCCACUGAUUACAUGACCCCACUCGGAUUUUGAGCCGUUUAUUACCACUCUCUGUCGCCUGUUACCAAGCCAUGACCCUAUCCAGCCUAACACCUUCCCAUCUAUCCCGUGUGUCCUACCUAACCUUUCUCAGGAGCCUUUCAUGGGGUACCUUGUCAAAUGCUUUACUAAAGUCCAGAUAUAAGAUAUCAUAACUAUCACCAUUAUCUACUGCCUCGUACACCUUACUGUAAAAACUUAACAAGUUUGUCAGGCAAGACUUCCCCUUCGUGAAGCCAUGCUGUGACUGAUUUAUCAAGUUAUGUUUGUCUAAAUGUUGCCUAAUGUUCCUCGCUAUUAUUGACUCUAAUAUUUUACCUACAACUGAGGUUAAGCUGACAGGUCUAUAGUUAGACGCUAAAGUUUUAUCUCCUUUCUUAAAGAUGGGUACUACAUUAGCCUGCCUCCACAUUACUGUUACCUCACCUGACUCAAGUGAUUUCCUUAAGACAGAAACUAACAACUCACUAAUAACCACUUUGCAUUCCUUAAGUACUCUGGGAUAUAUUUCAUCUGGUCCUGGUACUCGUAUCUUGAACUUUUUUAGCCUAUCUAUCUCCUGUUCCACUAUCUCCUAAGUUAUGAAAAUAUCUGUCAGCUUCUCAUUCUUGUCUGCUCUAAACAUCUGUUCACUAUCUGGCAUAUCCUGCAUGUUUUCCUGGGUGAAGAACUAACCAGCUCCCUAUCUGCUGCCUUUAAUGGACCUAUAGUAUCCUUAUUCUUCGUCCUGUUCACCUGAUAAAAUCCCUUGGGAUCCGUCUUCACCUGGCUGGCUACUUUUAAUUCAUAAUUUCCCUUAGCUUUCCUCGUUAACUUCCUAACCGUUCUAACUAAUUCAUUAUAUUGUGACCUUAAAACUUCUUCACCUGCCCUUAAUCUCUUAUAUAUACUUCUCUUACGCCCUAUAUAAUGCUUUAACCUAGCAGUCAUCCAUUAAGGGUAAUUUUUCUGUGAUCUUAUUGCUAACUGACCUGUAUGAACUUUAUCUACGAAAUAUUUAUACAACUCAUCUACAUUUACUUCACUUAAUCUCCUCAUCUCGGCCCCUUCCAUCCUCUCCACUCCUUCAUCUACUCGCCUCGACCUCACCUCUCUCAUUUCAGCAUGACUUGACCUUCUAACAUACUCACAUCUAUCUCCCCCUCCCUCUCUCCUCCACCCCUUCUGGACACAUCUUCCCUCCUCUUGUCCUACACCCUCAUGCCUCACCUCAUCUCUCUCAUCCUGCCUUAUCUCUCUAAACUCCGUCCCUGAUCUGACCUCACCCUGCAUCCGUUGCCAGUCAACCCCAUGGAGGUACCUUUUUAAUUGCUCAAAAUCUGCUCUCCUAAAGUCAGGUAUUUUACUAGUGUUUUUACUUCUAAAAGUUUCUUCCCAUUUUAAAUUGUACCUAAUUUCCCAAUGGUCACUGUUACCUAGCUGUCCUCCAACCUCUACCUGCGUGACUGCUUCCUUCCUGUUAGUAAGAAUUAAAUUAUAAUAUUAUUCCCCCUUGUGGGUUCUACGACUACCUGUUUUUUUAUUCUUUUUAAAUAUCCUGAAUUACCUUAAGAAAUUCCUCUGCUUCCUUGUUACCCACCAUCAGACUCCAGUCGAUAUUCCUAAAAUCAAAAUAUCCUAUCACACAUACCUGACUGUACCUGCCUGCUCUAUUUAUUUCUUGCCACAGUGAGGUGUUAAUUUCCUUUGUACUGGUCGGUGGUCUGUACACUACUCCCAGUGUGUGUGUGUGUCAUUAUAAUUUAGUGUUUGUAAUAUUCAUUAAAU